GAAGGGCGGGGGCAUCGGCGCGCGCGGGCGCGGCGCGUGCGCGGCGCGGGGCCCCCGGCCGGAUCUCUCGCGAGGAAGGACGCCAUUAUCGCAGCCGCCGCACAAAACACCACGAGAACUCGGCGCCCGCCUCACACGGAGUGCAUGCCUGGGCCAGCUCUGCCCUGGGGAGCUGCAGUGGUGCCUGAGGGGUUUUGCUGCAGGUUCUGAAUGAUGUCAGAGCAGGAUUUGGCCGAUGUGGUUCAGAUUGCUGUGGAGGACCUGACUCCUGAUAAUCCAGUUGUGUUGGAGAACCAUGAGGUGGCAGAUGAUGAUGUGGAACCUGCCCUGAAACGUCAGAGGAUAGAAAUCAACUGCCAGGAUCCCUCUAUUAAGUCGUUCCUGUACUCCAUCAACCAGACCAUAUGCCUGAGGCUGGACAGCAUCGAGGCCAAGCUGCUGGCCCUGGAGGCCACCUGCAAAUCCCUGGAGGAGAAGCUGGACCUGGUCAUGAACAAGCAGCACAGCCCCAUCCAGGUGCCCAUGGUGGCCGGGUCCCCGCUGGGCGCCACCCAGACCUGCAAUAAAGUCCGAUGUGUCGUCCCUCAGACCACGGUGAUCCUCAACAACGACCGGCAGAACUCCAUCGUGGCCAAGAUGGUGGGGCAGGAGGAGCCUCUGAGCAGAGCAGCAGAUUCCCUGGAGAACAUCCUCAGCAACGCGGUGCCGGGCCGCCGGCAGAACACCAUCGUGGUGAAGGUGCCCGGGCACGACGACAGCCACAACGAGGACGGCGAGAGCGGCUCCGAGGCCAGCGACUCUGUGUCCAACAGCGGCCAGGUGGGCAGCCAGAGCAUCGGCAACAACGUCACCCUCAUCACCCUCAACUCCGAAGAGGAUUACCCCAACGGGACGUGGCUGGGCGACGAGAACAACCCCGAGAUGCGGGUGCGCUGCCCCAUCACGCCCGCCGACAUGCUGCACAUCAGCACCAACUGCCGCACGGCCGAGAAGAUGGCCCUGACCCUGCUGGAUUACCUCUUCCACAGGGAGAUCCAGGCCAUCUCCAACCUCUCGGGCCAGGGCAAGCACGGCAAGAAGCAGCUGGAUCCUCUCAUGAUCUACGGGAUUCGCUGCCACCUGUUCUACAAGUUUGGCAUCACAGAGUCGGACUGGUACCGCAUCAAGCAGAGCAUCGACUCCAAGUGCAGGACAGCCUGGAGGAGGAAGCAGCGAGGCCAGAGCCUGGCUGUGAAAAGCUUCUCCAGGAGAACCCCCUCAUCCUCCUCCUACAGUGGCUCAGAGGGAUCCCAGAGCUCGGUGUCAGCCUCCAGUGAGCUGCAGCAGAACCAGCCCCAGGCCCUGCACUACGCCCUGGCCAACGCUCAGCAGGUCCAGAUCCACCAGAUCGGAGAGGAUGGACAAGUGCAAGUAAUCCCACAGGGCCAUCUCCACAUAGCCCAGGUGCCCCAGGGAGAGCAGGUCCAGAUCACGCAGGACAGCGAGGGAAACCUGCAGAUCCACCAAGUCCACGUGGGUCAGGACGGGCAGGUUUUUCCCUGGAUCUUUUGAAGCCUAAUAUGGAUAAUCAGGAAUGUGGAGAAUCAGGAAUACCGUGGGGCUUCUGUGGCUGAGUGUUUGAAGCUGAAAAUAAAUAUAUCCUCACUGAAGGCUGAAUCUGAGCCUGGCUGCUGAAUGCUCCCUGGGAAUGUUUCCCAGUGGAAAUUCCUGUUUUCCGUGAUUUUCUGGGCACAGAGCAGGGGCUGGGGGUUCCCCUGAGCAGGUGAGGUUUGGUGCUGCAGCUUCUCCAUCCCAACUCCAAGUGAGAGGUUCACAGAGCAGGAACCUGGGAGGUUCCUGGGAGCUGAGGCAGAAAACAGCACAAACCUUGAUGAGAUGUUAGCAGGGACAUCUCCAAGGUGCCACAGGUGCUCAGCUACCAAAUCUUGGCUUUUCUGCAGAGCUUUGCUGAUUGUGCUUUCCCCCCUCUUGCUUCAGUGUCCUGGUGGUUGCUCUGAGCUCAGAUUUUGUUUUUCUGGCAUCCCUGUGCAUGGAAUGAAUGAAAUCAUUCCAGAGGAGCUCUGUCUACCUCCACAUGUGUUCUAUUAGCUGGAAGUUUCAGAUUUCAGUGCACGUUUAAUAAAAACCCCAAACUGCAAAAAUAAUUAAAGCUUCACAUUAGCUGAGCCUUGAAACCUCAGAAAAGUGGGGAUUUCUUUUUUUUCUCUUUGCAUUUUGUCCUUAGGAAUUACCAGAAAUUUUCACUUUUGUCUCCUCUGAUUACCUGCCCUUUUUCCCCACCUUCAUCCUUUUUUUCCUUGAAGUUUUGGUCAUCCCAGGAAAUGUUCAGUGUGUCCUGGGCCUCAGGGAUACACCUGGGAUAGAAAAAACAGGACAAUUCCAGGAGUUUCCCACUCCUUAAUUCUGUUUUUAGCCAUUCCACGUUAUACACCCUCACUUGCCAGUGUUUCUCCAAUUUAGGGAUUAAUUAAAUGACACCAGGGAAAUGGUCUUUAAUUAUUGCCUGGUUGUGAAAUGGAAAAGUUGAUGUCCUUUAAUAUCUAAAAUAGGAUUGUGUGUGUGUUCAAGGAGAGCCAACGAUUUGUUCUGCUGCAGGAAUGAAAAACUGGGGACAAUUGCAGCAUUUAAUUCACUGUGGGAGAGUGGGAAAAGCAGGAAAAUCCAGGAUGGGGCUGGCAGGAGAAAGCCAGCGAGUGUGAAGAGCGUUUGGAGGAGAUAAAUCUGCAGGAUUGCUUCUGCCACGCUGUUUUUCCAAAAAAAAAAAAAAAAAAAGUUGGGAUUUUCCUAAUUAUGGACACAAGAGUGUCCCAGGUGAGCCUGGAAUCAAAGGGCUGCUCGGAGAGGGAGGGAGGGGAUCCCAUCCCACACUUCUGCUCUUGGAUGGAGCAGGAAUUGCAUUUUCAUUCCCUGAACUUUGCCUCUGAUGACUUCAAAAAUACAUUCUCCAAAAUGGAAUCUAUCUAUUAUCCUAAAACUCAAUAUAGAGCCCCAAUAGAUUAUCCCAAAAAUCAAUAUUAUUGACUUUUUUUAAUUCCGAGUCUUCCACUCCCAGACCUGUUUAUUCCCGUGUUUUUAUUCCAGUCUGGAGCAGGAAUCCAUUGGCACUCCCUUGAAGUAAUUUAAACCUCUCAAAAUUGACCUUUAUUUCAUUUACCAGGAUGGAUAAAUAUUCUCAGAGUCUUCUUUUCCAGAUAUUAAAAUAUUAUUAAAAUAUGCCUGUUUAAAUGAUCCAAAAAUAAGACAAGAACCUUCUAAUGCAAUAUUUAACUUGCACAAAUUUAAUUUGCACAAAUUAUAUACAAAUUUAAUUUACAUAUAAUUCAUUUAAUUGGAAUAUUGUAGAUUUAAAUGCACUGCAAUGCUUUAUUUGAGAUGCUCAGUCACAAAUCAAACCAAGGCAGGAAUUUUUCCCUCUCCCAGUCCGGGAGCAGCAGAGGGCAGUAGCAUUAAGAUGAUGCUGAGUUGUUUUCUGAAGGAAUGAGAGGGAAUUUAGAGGGGGGGAAAUGAGCUGUGGGAUCAUUGCUGUGGAAAUUCUGUGCUCCUGCUGUGGAAUUCCAAAAUUCCAAAAGGUUUUCCCAGUUCCAGCACAGCUCCUGCAAUAACACACACGGAGAAAUGCUUGUUACAAGGAAAAAAUUCAAUUAAAAACUCAGGGCAGCUCAGCUGGAGCUUAAAAACUCCUUAAUUGGUUUGGAAAUAAAUCAAUUAUUAUUUUUAGUUAAUGUUUCUUCAGGAAUUGUUGUAAAUUGUCCUAAAUUUGCUCCUGGUUUUAGGAGCAAAAAGGAAAAGAGUUUGGGAACAAUUGUGCUAACUCCCUGUGAAAUCCCAGAGUAUUUAUGGAAACUCUAUUCAUGGAUAAAUAAAAGUGUUUAAAUAUUUCAUUAUACUUAAAUAGAAGCAUUUUACAGGCAAGAUUAUUUUGGGUUUUUGGAGGAUUUUUGUGCACAAACUUUUUAAUUUGGUGUUCACAGAGCUGGUUCCCACUUUGUCCCUCAGAGUAAUUAAUCACAAAACUCACCCUGUUUAGUUCUGAAAACUUAAUUUUUAGGCAAAGUAAUAUUUUAGCAAAUGAAAAUGGAGAAAUUUUCUUUUAAAGCAGUCCUAAAACAUAGGAUUAAAAAAGGUUUGAGGGAAAAUUCUCUGACUUGGUGAUCAGUACCAUCCAAAAUAUCUCCAGGAAAAUUAAUGUUGUAAGGGAAACAGGAAUAUUUCUCUUAAAUCUGGCUUAAAAAUGAAGUGUAAUAAAAUAUUUAUAUAUACAUAUGUGCAUAUAACACAAAUUUAUGCGUGAUUAAUUUGUAGUUUCACUGCAGAAUUUAGGAUGGGUUUGGAGAAAGUUUGCACUUAAUUUGGAAGCUUCAAACAGGAUAAAGCAGUGCCCAGGAGGAUGAAAACUGAAACUGAGCUCCAAAACUGAAACAAACUGGGCAAUAAUAAUAAUAAUAAUAAUAAUAAUAAUAAUAAUAAUAAUAAUAAUAAUAAUAAUAAUAAUAAUAGCAAUAAUAAUAAAUAUGUAUGUUACAAUUAUUAUUAAUAAUUUAAUUAUAAAGGAUAUAAUUCCUCUACCCCACCACAAAGGACAGACCUGCAAUGACACCCAACCAAACAGAAAAUAAGGAAAAACCUUCAGGAAUUUGGCUGGGGAAAAGAUAUUUUCUGUAGUCACAGAAUUCAGGUGUUGAAUUGAAAAUGCCAUUUUUGCUCCAUGACAGAAUGGGUCGAUCUGGGGGCAGGUGAGGGAGGCCAGAGGCUGGGCUGGAGCAGAGCUGUGCCCUGGAUUUCUCCUUUUUUUUCCCCUGGAUUUCUCCUUUUUUUUCCCCUGGAUUUCUCCUUUUUUUUCCCUGGAUUUCUCCUUUUUCCCUGGAUUUAUCUUUUCUGCCAGCAGCUCUUCCCAUCUCCAGGUCCCUGUCCCAUUCCAAAAUCCCUCUCUCCCCUCACAAACCUCUCCUUUUUCUUUGCUUUUCUGAUCAAAAGCAGCAAAAUGCACAGAGAGGUGGCCAAAUCCACUUUCAUUUUCAUUUGAUAUCAAACAGGAAUUUAUUUUAUCCCCCCAAUGACUUUUUUCCAUUUGUGGAAGGUUCUGGCUGCUGGGAAGAAUGACCAGAGGUGAUUUGUUAAUCUGUUACAGGCACUUCUUUGAUAGUCCCUCAGUUCCCAGUGAUCUGUGCUUGUAAAACAAGAUUUUUUAAUGAAGCCUUUGGAAAAGGAGAAUAUUUUCUGCCUGUUUUUUGAUUUUUCUCCUCAGAGAAAGUGGGUUUGUUCCAUUAAAAUUCCAUUCAAGCAGACAGGAGCAUUUACAAUGCUCCAAAGAAUACCUUCUCUAUUUUGGAGUAUAUUAUGUUCUUUAUUCACCCAAAUCUUGUUUUAAUAUUGCUGUAAACUUAAUAAGAAGAGAUGAGAUAGGAAGUGAUAAUCUUUUAAAUAUAAGGAAGAAUCAUUUUCUCCACCUUGAUAGGAGGCAGAGGUCUAAGCUGCCUCUUAUUAGAGCUGUUGCUAAUAAAAAUCUCUGCUUGUAGGCUGGCAGUGCUCACAAAGCUAUCAGGGCUCAUCUGGAGAAAUCAUUUCUUUUUUGUUUUGUUUAUUUUUUUUUUUCCUGCUCCUCAUUUAUGAUUUUUCUCAUCACGUGAUGCCAGCCCUGUCCCGAUGCUCCACGUUUCCCUUAUCCCAUCCCCUGUGCUCCACUCUCAUUUAUUUGGAAUAUUUGGGGUAUGUAUUGGAAUAUUUGGAAUAUUUGGGGUGGCUGGAGCAUGCCCUGCUUGGGAAUCGCUGCCCACACCCCAAAUCCCGAGCCAGGUGGGAUUUGGGGAUUUUUAACCUGGAGAAAAGGAGCUCAGGGGAAAUUCCCUCUCCCUUUCCCACUCCAGGAGGCCUUGGGGAACCUUGGGGAGUUGAGGGUUCCCACAUUUUGUGUGGCAGGGUCAAAUGGCAUUUUGGGCUGCUCACAGCUUUGGGAAUCUGUGAUGACUGAAAAUGGGAAAUGGCUCCUCUUUUUCAUCUCCUCGCUGUUGAAAAAGUGGAUUUUUGCCAACUUCAGGCACCAAGCCACCCCUUUUAAAAAUUAAACCUCACCUGGAGGAUCAGUUUCUCUUUUUCAAAGCUGACCUGUGUGAUUUACAGAGAUUUUGAGCAAGGCAGUGUUAAAUCCAGUGAAAUUAGACAGUUGAUUGACUUUUGUUUGUGUUCAGAGAUUUAAUCCUUCGCGUAGUUCAACUCCAUUUCCAGGCCAACUUUCCAGAAUCCUUCAAAUAUUUCAAGCUAGCUGAGCAAUAAAUAAAUGUUAUCUACAGAAUUCUGAUAAACUGAAGAAGGAUGAUCCAAGAUCCUGAAUUUGGGAUUAGGUUUGCACAUCUAUUAAAAUAAAACCCUACCAGAUGAGCAUUUUAAGAUGCUUAAAGAUGAUCUUCAGUUGUUUUCUGAAGGAAUGAGGAGGGAAUUUGGAGAAAUGAGCUGCUCCUUGAUUUAGACAUUAAAAUCCUCCCUCAGCAGCCCAGUUUUAAUUCCUGCUCUCAGCUGCUGUUUUAAUUAGCUGGGAUAAAUUUCCUUUAUUCAGGGAGGAACAUUUGGAAAGUCUGCUUGGAAAACCAUCCUCUGGAGCCAUUUCUUUGGUGUUCUGUGACCAGAAUUCCACUUGUGGAGUGAGGAUUUGAGUGCUGAACUUGCUCUGUUUGCUUCCCAGUCUGCUGGGAUUAAUUGGCUCCUGCUCCAUCAAUUAUCCACUCAGAGCUAUCAGUUCCUGCCCGGGCUGGAAGCAAAAGCAGAGCUGCUUCAGCCACUUUGCCUUUGAUACAAACUCUGGGCUCCCACCAGGCCUGACUGAAUGAAUCCCUUUGAAAAAUUGCCUUUUGAUUUUGUUUCUAAUUUUUUUUUUUUUUUAAUAACAACUAUUUUUAUUCCUGAAAUCUGUCACUCUGGAGUGUUGCUGAAUGUUUGUGUUAAGCAGCACGAGUGAGUUCAGCAGGGGGAAGUGUUGGGAUGGUUGAAUUUCCAGUUCAUCCUUGUGGGAGAGGUGGCACUGCCCAUGAGGGACUUGUCCCACAGCAAUGGCACAGGAGAGGUGCCAGGGGAAUCUGGGCAGGGGACAGGGUGACAGGACGCAGGGAAUGGCUUCAAACUAAAGGAGGGACAGUUUAAAUGGGAUAUUGGGAUAAAUCCUUCCCUGUGAGGGUGGGCAGGC
This is a messenger RNA of Motacilla alba alba, 7174 nucleotides long. RefSeq names its product BTG3 associated nuclear protein (gene BANP). The record is from RefSeq and is a predicted model, not a curated record. NCBI's taxonomy places the organism in Eukaryota, Metazoa, Chordata, Aves, Passeriformes, Motacillidae. The transcript is spliced from 12 exons. Gene Ontology annotation, biological process: protein localization to nucleus; negative regulation of protein catabolic process. Gene Ontology annotation, molecular function: DNA binding. The coding region runs from base 211 to 1551 and encodes 446 amino acids.